Messenger RNA from Etheostoma cragini (Arkansas darter), 2619 nucleotides. RefSeq names its product ankyrin repeat and SOCS box protein 12-like. The coding region runs from base 262 to 1194 and encodes 310 amino acids. Gene Ontology annotation, molecular function: protein binding. The transcript has 4 exons. NCBI's taxonomy places the organism in Eukaryota, Metazoa, Chordata, Actinopteri, Perciformes, Percidae. The record is from RefSeq and is a predicted model, not a curated record.
ACACACACACACACACUGCCAUACUGGACAUUUCACAACUCACAGCUCCUGUGGAAGCAUCACACACUACUUGGAGAACCUCUCUUUCCUUCUUUCUUCCACGUGACUUUUUCAGCUGUUUGGAAUGUGUUUAACUUCUCUUCCUCUUCCAUGUCUUUGGAAAUAACAUCACAAGCGACUAGUUGAGAUGGAUGGGGUUUGACAUGUUCCAGUCUCGGGGGUUACAUUGUGGUUCUGGGCCAAACUGUCAACAAUAGCUUGAUGGACAUAUCGAAGAUCUUCUCCCUGCUGCAGCCUAAGGAGGACGAUGAGGACAGCGAGCAUUGUCAGGCCUUGAACAACGCCGUGAGCAGCGACAACGUGACUCUGCUCUCCGAGCUUCUGUCUCAGGAGAGUUACAGGAGGUCUGUCAACGCCCGAAGCGGGUGGGGGGUCCCGGUCACCCCCCUGCGCACUGCCGCUGCCCUGGGACACAUGAGGUGCUUGGAGGUGUUGCUGGAGCACGGUGCAGAGGUUGACAGCCUGGAUGUGAAGGCCCAGACGCCUUUGUUCACAGCUGUGAGUGGGAAACAUCUGGACUGCGUGGUUGCCCUGCUGAAGGCCGGAGCCGACCCUAAUGGCAGCCAGUACAACAACUGCUCCCCGGUGCUGACCGCGGCACGGGAGGGCGACGUAGACGUGCUCCGAGAGCUGCUGCGCUGGGGAGCCGAGGUGGACGUCAGGGCCAAAGUCCCCGAGUGGGCUGCCAAGGCCACGGCCUGCAGAGGGCCCCUUUACAUCUCAGCUGUUUAUGGACACCUGGACUGCUUCAAACUGCUCCUUCUGCACGGGGCCAACCCCAACUUUAACUGCACAGAUGAAAAGAUGCUGGCCAGGAUUAAGCAGCCAAAGACAGUCCUGGAGGUGUGUCUGCGUUAUGGCUGCGGGGUGGAGUACAUCCAGCUUCUCAUAGACUUUGGGGCAGACGUGUAUCUGCCCACGCUAAUUAUUGACAAGACUACAAAGCAGAAUGAAGCUCUCAUUCUGCUGCUCAAAGAGAGAGCUUCUCCCAAAACACUGAUGUCGCAGACUCGGCUGGCAAUACGAAGAUGCCUCCCCUGUGCCAGUAAGGAGCCUGCUGUUGACAGCUUGAAUGUUCCUCUGAUCCUGAGGAACUACCUCAAGCACGACACCUGUGAACUCAUCGGAUGCUAACCUUAGCAUCACAAUAAUUAGCCAGGGAUUUCUUUUUACCUCAUUGCUGUUCACUUAUGACUGGAGAUUUGACUUUAGCUUUUCCUACAACCACCGUACAGUCCCAGUCCUGUAAAGUCUUGUCUUUUAUUAUUUAUAUAAGAUUGAAAUUUGUGGCUCCUAAUAGAUAAAUAGAUUUAGUUUAAAUAGAUAGAUAUUUUAGCUCAUUGGAGUGUCUUUGUCAAACAGAAAUAUGAUCAUCCUAAAGGGCUCCAUGUUGGAAAACCUGCCAUGUGUUUGGGAAGUGUAAGACCACAGCUGACCACUAGAGACCACAGUAACACUGCUUAUUGCUCUUUUCCAAACGUGAUGCUUCCCAUUUGUAAUUUUUGUUCUGCCCUCUUCACAGCUAAGAUUACACAAUCAGAUUGAUUCUCACUUCUAUUAUUCAUUAUUUAGACAUCCAGAGACAACUGGAGACACACACACACAGAGACACACAGCGACAGUCUCUGCAUCGCACCAGGAUGUCUUAGAUGUUGCCUGAAAAACAUUUUUGAAUUUCAAAACCUUAUGGGAAGCAGUGAUCCGCCUUCACUUAUAUUGCAAAGUCUCAUUACUUAUUGAUUACAGCAUAGUUAUUUCCAGUCCAAAUUUGUGGCUGGAAGUUAAAAAAAAAUUCUUUUGUGAUUUAUCACCUUCUUGAUUAUGUGCAUCCAGGAGUUAACGUGUCAGCUUUCGGGAAUGGGGACCUGUACAAACAGGAAAUAACGUCAUACCACAGGAAGCUCAGCACAAUGCUCUCUCUCACACAUUGACGCCUGGAAACGCACUUCUGUAGAGGUUUUAUUUUCAACAAAAGUACAGCUAUAUCAGAUAUGGAUUUAUUUUUACAGCGAAGUACAACAUAUUCCCAGUGCUUCUGAUUACAUCAAAACAUAUAAUGUACAUACAGCUGACAUCUCCACUCUCCCAUUCACAGUUUCUGGAUUGAAUAGGCAUUAUUUUUCAGGUUUUCCAUUUCUACAACAGAUAAUCAAACUCAAAGGCCAGCGAGAAAGAAAAUGACAAAUGUUUGCAUAUGGUUACAAAAGAUAUGGAUAAUGUGAGUUAAUUUUUCUGUGAUAGGCAAAAAUCCAGACCUCAAACUAGAUGUUAUAAUACAAUGGACAGAUUCCAAAAGUGGGAUGUCAGUCUUCUGUUACCCUUGUUGUCAUAGGAAACCACAUCAGUAUAUGGCUCAAUGAAGACUCUGUUGUACCCUGACUAUUUUUGAAACAACACAGGACUGCAUAACCAACUGCAAGGAGUUCCUACUGAAGAUGUCGCUAUGCUAAAUGUGAGCGAGCGCGGUUAGCGACUCACGGACGCCGGGACUAAAAGGAAUUACACGACUGGGAUGCAUCCCGUUGACAGUCUGCUAAACUGGCUGUCUUGGUUUUAUGA